Prorocentrum cordatum is the source of this 837-nucleotide messenger RNA. The record is from the annotation of a GenBank genome assembly. NCBI's taxonomy places the organism in Eukaryota, Dinophyceae, Prorocentrales, Prorocentraceae.
AUGUCGCACACGGUGGCGCCGCUCGUCGAGGAUGUGGACUUGCCACUCGUGGAGGAGGCAAGGGCGCUGUGCGUCGCAGGGUCGCCCCCAGCCGUGGCGGUGGCGGUGUUCGAGUGCGUGGCGGCUCUGCUGGAGGCAUGCGCGCCCAGCAGGCGGCACGGGGGCGUAGCUUCCGCCCUCGCGUCGAAGGCAGGCUGCGCACCCUGGCCAGCAGUGCAGCGCUCCAUGGCAAGGGAAGAGAACCUCACGGCCAGGCUCCAGCUCGGCUGCUCGGGGGACCCGGCCUCUGCCGCGGCAGUGGCUGCACUCGUGCCCGCGGUGGACGCGCGUCUGGAGGCGGCGGGUGCAACUCUGGAGCGCGCCGCGCGCUGCUCGGCCUCCACGGCGCUGAUGCUGAGGUGGGUCCGCGCCAUGUCAGCCACCGCGGCGGCGGCGACGAGCGCGGGUCCCGCGGUGACCUGCUGCGGCGGAGCACGCGCUCCCGAGCCCGGUGCCGUCGUCGAGGAGGCGCCCCCGGUGCCGGAGGCGUCAUGGCCUGCAGCGGCAGAGCUGGGCACUCUGCCGACGGAGGUGGCUCCCCGGGCGCCAGAGCCGCAGCGGGCGCCCCUGCCCGCGGCGCCCCCACCUGCUGCCCAAGAGCGCCUGCCUGAGCCAGCGCCCGCCGUCGCCUCGGCGAGGUCGGCGCCAAAGGAGCAGGCCCAGAGCCGCCGUGGCGGGCCUGCCAGGAGUCGCUGCUGCCGAUCAGGCUUGCAGCGUUACCGCGCCCGCUUGAAGACUCCCUUGGCGACGUGGCGGAGGUGGAGGCUGCAGCGGUGGUCACGCCCGUUGCGGUCCUGA